AUGUCGUCUUCGCACAGCGGUGAGCCGAAGUCAAGCUCUGGAGGGACAGCGCCUGCGUUCUCAGUGAGCAGCUAUGUUCCUGCAGUACUUGCAAAUCCGCUGACUGUGCGGGCAACUGUGCUACGGAAGCCAGAGCUCUUUCCUGUGGCCGCGGCAGAGCUUGUGGAGGAGAAUGACAUUCUCUUUGACGUCCUUGCCAACCCGCUUCAUUACCCUUCCACUGUGAUUAUGGACGAUGAUGACGGCAAUGAUGUGAAAUCUCCCUCAUGUCGUCGAGGCUGGACCGACCCACUAGCGGGCCACGGCGUUGGGUCCAUUCUAUCCCUGCCCUCUACGAUCGGAAAACACUUUGUAGGGGAACCUUUCCGCGCCUUUUUGAGUUUCCACAACGCUGCGACGUACGCGCUCGGCUCCGUGCUAUUUCGUAUCGAUUGCUUGCACCCGACACAGCAGCGUACUUCGCUUGUUAGUUACGACUGCCAGCGUCUGGAGGGGAAAGGGAACGUGUCUUUCAAGGUGGAGCUCACACUCACCGAUUCAGGCCAACACACCCUCAGUGUGGCGGUGACGUUCAUUGAUAUUGUCCAAGAAGCCAAGCGGCUGACAUGGUCGUCAAGCUUUCAGGUGGAGCGUGCUGUUACGGAAGUGCAUAGGACGCUUUGCGCCAUUCCUCUGUUGACUCGUUACCCCAGGAAUACGGCCAAUCCUCUGCGCACCGCCGGCCCCACUCUUGAAGAGGUAGCGUCAAAUAUUGCACUUCCAACUAGAAAGUACGCCCUGUCGAUGUGCCUGCAGAACACGUCCUCCUUGCCAUUGGCCAUUGUGGACGUGGCACUGCACGCUGGGGACGCUUUUGAUGUUUUGCCACCACCACGCCGCUUUGCCGCGAAACAUAUCCGUCCGAUGCCACUGUGGUGGCCAGUUUCCUCGGGGGAGCCAAAAGAAGCGGGGGAUUCUUUUCGCAUUCGCUACACUGGCGGUGGAACGGACGACGUAGAGGAUCUCCACCUCCACCCAGGGGACAGACGGAGUUACGUGUUUGAGAUUUUCUUGAAACCAGACAAACUUCGUUCCCUCGCGCUGUGCCAUAACGCGGCUGGUGCUACUGUGGCAGUGGCACCGCCGAAUAUCGUGGAUCUUGGCCAUGUGGAGUGGAAGUGGCGACGCGCUAACGGCGACGGUGGAACGGAGCGUAGCAGACCUGUGCGACUUAGUCGUAUUGUCAAACAGCCAAUGUUGGAGCUGUUUGUGGUGAAUGUGACGCCGGAAACGCCAAGGGCGGGCAUGCCAAUGACACUUGAAUGCGUCGCCGUUAAUUAUGACUCGGAGAACCACGUCGAUUUGGCGCUGCGGGUGCGGCCUGACCAUCUGGUGCCGGCACUUGUGUACGCAGGCCCUCUCGUGUGCUUGCUGGGCCUCCUUGAGCCUUGCGGCACCAUGAAAUUCUGCGUGUCGCUGGUGCCGUGGAAGUCUGGAUGGGUUGCGGUGCGUGGCGGCCUGGAGCUGUGCGAUGCACGGGAACCAUCGCAUCUGCUCUGGCCGUUGCAACCAGUGACAACGCAGCCCCCACCGCUUUCAUCGUCCGUGCCGUUGGGUCCGCCAUCGUUGAUUUCCUCGGUGGUAGCGACGGAACUACCAGAGCAGCUAUAUCCACCUGUUCUUUGUGAGGUUCUUGUCUGCUAG
Molecule: messenger RNA, 1683 nt
Organism: Trypanosoma grayi
Lineage: Eukaryota; Euglenozoa; Kinetoplastea; Trypanosomatida; Trypanosomatidae
Exons: 1
Coding region: 1-1683 (560 amino acids)
Cellular component (GO): TRAPPIII protein complex
Source: RefSeq, a predicted model, not a curated record